Molecule: messenger RNA, 536 nt
Organism: Guillardia theta CCMP2712
Lineage: Eukaryota; Cryptophyceae; Pyrenomonadales; Geminigeraceae
Exons: 5
Coding region: 22-441 (139 amino acids)
Biological process (GO): photosynthetic electron transport in photosystem I; response to high light intensity
Source: RefSeq, a predicted model, not a curated record
GUCACAGACAACUGUUCAGUGAUGAAGACUUCGUUCCAUACCGCCUUGUUGUUCGUUCUUGCCUUGGCUGCUGUCCUGCCAUCUGUCUACUCCUUCGGGUUUUCUCCUUUGGCAUCUGGUGUUGUACAGGGCAGGAAGGCAUCUCACUGCAGUGUGCGCAUGAGCACUGAGACCGAGGCUCCUCCCAAACCUGAAAAGAAAGCAGCCAAACCAGCGAAGAUGGGCAAGCAGUCCGCGUUCGGUCCUUUCACCCCUCUUGUGGUUGCAACCCGUGCAGUUGUCGGGGAGAAGCAAUUCAAUCAAAUCCGUGGCAAGGCGAUCACCCUUCACUCACAGGUCAUCACUGAGUUCUGUUCUUACACUGGAACCACCAGAGAGAUCAGACAGGGAUUGAUCAAGUUGGCCAAGAACAACGGAAAUACCCUUGGAUUUCUCUCGUAAUCAUCCCAUAACAUCUGCUUGUUCAUACCUUGUACGGGGAUCUGCAUCUUCCCUCGUAUCCUCAGUGGGAAUGCACUCCUUUGAUGUAAAUUUAU